GUUGUCUGGAACUACCUUGGGGCAAUUCAUCUAAUAUUGGGAUUCGUUAGCCUAGUGGUUUCGCCUUGUGCUCUACUGAUCCUAACUUUCUCUUGUUUCGUUGUUGUCUUUCGCACGUCAUCGGUGCUCCCCUAGUGCGAAAAAAAAAAAGUCGGAACUAGGACAAGAUGGCACCGAAAAAGGGUGGCACCGCGAACAAGUCGCGGGGAAAUGCUACUGAAGAAGUAGAGGAGACAUUGCAGGCUGUCGUCCUUGCGGAUACUUUCGAGACUAGAUUCGAGCCUUUCACCCUUGAUAAGCCUAGAUGUUUACUGCCGCUCGCGAACACCCCAUUGAUUGAGUAUACGUUCGAGUUUCUUGCCAAUGCAGGCGUCGAGGAAGUCUUUUUGUACGGCGGUGCACACUCGGAUCAGCUGGAGAAUUACAUCAACACAUCGAAAUGGAGAUCCCCUUCGUCACCGUUUAAACAAUUUACCUUCCUCAAGUCAACUUCUACAUCCGUCGGAGAUGUCAUGCGAGACCUCGACGGCAAACACCUGAUCACCGGUGAUUUCCUUGUCGUGAGCGGCGAUGUGAUUAGCAAUCUGCCCAUCGAAGGUGCGUUGGCCGCGCACCGUGCUCGCCGUGAGGCCGACAAAAAUGCGAUUAUGACUAUGAUAUUGCGGGAGGCUGGCGGGAACCACCGGACAAAGGCCUCUUCUGUUUCACCUGUCUUCAUUGUCGACCCGACCAAGGACCGCUGUCUCCAUUACGAGGAGAUUGACCAUUAUUCUCCCGAAUCAUCUCGCCUGACUAUCGACACCGAACUCCUUGAAACACACGCGGAGAUCGACAUCCGCCAGGACCUCAUUGACUGCAACAUUGACAUCUGCACUCCCGACGUCCUGAGUCUGUGGUCCGACAGUUUCGAUUAUCAGACCCCACGGAAGCAAUUUCUUUUCGGCAUUCUGAAAGAUUACGAACUGAACGGGAAGACGAUACAUACACAUAUCAUUACAGAUUACUACGUAGCCCGUGUGAGGAACCUGAAAGCUUAUGACGCGAUUAGCAAGGAUGUCAUUUCGCGGUGGGCAUACCCCCUGUGCCCAGACACUAAUCUGCUACCCGGACACAACUACGACCUCCGAAAAGGAAACCUAUAUCAGGAACAGGGUGUUACUCUAGCUCGUUCGUGCAUCGUGGGCCGGAGAACGGUAAUCGGCCAAGGCACGAGCCUUGGCGACAAGACGACCGUGAAGAAUACAGUACUGGGAAGAAAUUGUAAGAUCGGGAAGAAUGUCACCUUGGAUGGCGCUUACAUUUGGGACAAUGCUGUCAUUGGUGAUGGGACGACAGUUUUCCAGGCGAUUAUCGCCGAUGGUGUGGUAGUAGGCAACAGCUGUAAGGUUGAGCCUGGUGCCUUAAUUUCUUUUGGUGUGAAGAUCGCCGACGGGAUCACUGUGAGUGAGGGAAUGCGUAUCACAAAGGCCUUGAGCCAAGAAGAUGGAAGUCAGCCAGAAAACGACGCAGAUAUUGUUGGGGAAGGCGGAGAGGGCUACGAAUACGUCCCUUAUGAAGACGAGGACGAGGAUGAGACUGCCAGUAACGCCUCGUCAGGCCUGAUUUACAAUAUGGCACGACUUUCCCUUUCUACAGAAUCGAUCUCUACUCUAUCUUCUGAGAUCUCAGACUACGGCAGAUCCCGCUCCGGAAGUUUUGCAACUUCAGUUUCAGAUGAUGACGAACAGGAUCACCAUUUCGUUCACGACGCCACGACCAGUAUCUACGACAGCUUACGGGACGGCGUUUCCUCUGAUGUUGUGCAACUGGAGCUGGUGAGUCUCCGUAUGACAGCGAACGCCUCGGAUUACCAAGUCCGACGAGCUGUCGUGUCCGCCUUCAUGAAGCGCAUUGCGCAAUUAAUGGAGGGCGGCCAGGGGGCAGGGGAAGCCGUCAAGGACAUCUUCGGCAAGUAUCAUGAGAUUAUCGAUCGCGCAUUGUUCGACCGUGAGCGUAGUGCGAAGACGGAUCAAGUGGAUCUGUUGGUUCUGCUGCAGCAGGAUCUUGUGCAUCGUGUUCGCGGCGAGACUGUCCUGUUGUUCGCGGCCAAGGAAUUGUAUGAUCUGGAGGUGUUGGAAGAAGAAGCGUAUGAGCAGUGGUGGGCAGAUGAACGGUCUAGUAACAGUGAGGAAAUGCGAAAGGUGCGAAGCCAAACGCAACAGUUUGUGGAUUGGCUUGCGAACGCCGAAGAAGAGGAAAGUAGUGAAGAGGAAGAGGAAGAGAGUGAAGAAGAAGAUGAUUGAGCAUUGAAUCUACCUACCUCAGAAUAUUUGAGCGCCUUCUGAAAGAAUCAAAGAAUCAAAGAUCGGUUCAUGAUGUAGUGUUGCCUGGCUGCCUGGUGGAUGGAUGCCUUAGCAUAGCGUGACUUGUCCGAUAUUCAUCCGAAGUAUCUAUCUAUCCUAUCUAUUCUU
Messenger RNA from Aspergillus ochraceoroseus IBT 24754, 2450 nucleotides. RefSeq names its product translation initiation factor eIF2B catalytic subunit epsilon. The record is from RefSeq and is a predicted model, not a curated record. The coding region runs from base 168 to 2282 and encodes 704 amino acids. Gene Ontology annotation, biological process: biosynthetic process. The transcript has 6 exons. Gene Ontology annotation, molecular function: guanyl-nucleotide exchange factor activity; translation initiation factor activity; translation initiation factor binding. NCBI's taxonomy places the organism in Eukaryota, Fungi, Ascomycota, Eurotiomycetes, Eurotiales, Aspergillaceae. Gene Ontology annotation, cellular component: eukaryotic translation initiation factor 2B complex.